Pocillopora damicornis (cauliflower coral) is the source of this 2874-nucleotide messenger RNA. Its product is annotated as single-strand DNA endonuclease ASTE1-like. NCBI's taxonomy places the organism in Eukaryota, Metazoa, Cnidaria, Anthozoa, Scleractinia, Pocilloporidae. The record is from RefSeq and is a predicted model, not a curated record. Gene Ontology annotation, molecular function: nuclease activity.
AGGGGCAAAAUGUAGUUUAAAAACAGGACGACAGAUGAGAAAAAAAAUUUCAAACUACGUAUUUUCGGCAGAUUAUCUUUGCGGUCUUUCUCAAAACCAUAUGAAAAUGUUCAAGGACUAUUCAGCUCUAUUGAUUUAAACAGAGGCUACAACAGUUGGGCUCCCACCCUCUCAAGAAAUCACUCGUCAUUUCAUACGCCUGGAACAUUAUGAUUUGAUAAAGGAAAAGAAGCUUUGUAUCUAGCAAUGGGGAUUCCCGGACUAACAAGUUAUAUCAACUCAAUCGGAACGCUUUGGACACAGAUCGAUCUUAAAAAUACAAAACUUAUUAUCGAUGGAUCUUGUCUGUGCCAUUAUCUUUACUAUAGCAAUGGCUUAGACUGCCGAUGUGGUGGUCAGUACCAAGAAUAUUAUGAUGCUGUAGUUUCGUUUUUCGAUGCUCUGGUUUCGAACGGCGUGGAGGCCUAUGUUGUAUUCGAUGGAGCACAUGAUCCCAGCGACAAGAAGUUGGAGACACUUAAAGCCCGAGCAAAGGAGAGGGUUCAAACAUCAAAUGCUUUGUCGAAAUCCGCUGAUGAUCGUUUGUUCUUACUUCCGCUUUUGGCAAGGCACGUGUUCUUGGAGGCACUCAGGAAUCGCGGCGUAAAAUUCGUUUCCAGUGAUAGCGAAGCCGACACAGAAAUUGCCUCGUUGGCUUAUGUGUGGAAUUGCCCAGUUCUUAGCAAUGACAGUGACUUCUUUAUCUUUGACAUCAAAGCUGGGUACGUUCCUCUUGCUUUCUUUACCUGGAAUUCCAGUUGUUUGACAGUGAGGGUCUUCCAUCGGCAAAAACUGGCGUCGCACUUCCGAAUUCGUGCAGAAUUAAUUCCCUUGUUGGCUUCGUUGGCAGGAAAUGACUACGUGAGUUGUGAUUUAUUAGUUGAGUUUAACCGUGCGUUGAAUGGUUUUCAGACUUCCAACCAUUUUAGUAAAAAAGGAGCUCGAUUUGAAAGCAUUGCGAACAUGCUAUCCAAACUUCCUGACUCAAACGAGGAAGAGGCUUUGAAAUGUGCCCUGAAAAUGGUGAAGUCAGCUGAAAACAGAGAACAACUUAGAGAAGCUGUUGAACUUUCUCUACAGGAAUACACACUUUCAGAGUCGAAUCUACUGGGCUAUUUCCAAGACGACUUAGUCUCUAGCUCCCUAAGAACGCAGAGUAAUCGCGAGAUCAACCAGUGGGUCUUGCACAGGUUCCGAGAUGGAAAGUUUUCCUCCAAAUGCAUCAGCAGCUUGACAUCGGGGAAACUGUUCAUGGGAAUUCCCGUUGAGAAUUGUAGAGAAAUAUCGGCGAACUGUUGCUCUAAGUGGCUAAGGAGAUUCGUGUAUGCAAUUUUGAACGAUGCUGAAACAAAAGCAGAAGAAGGAAAUAUAAAGGUGAUCCAAGAAUGGGACAGAGUGGGCUUAAGUGUCCAACAAUCAAUUGUAAAACCCUACCAAGAAGGCGUGGUCCCUUCUUUGAGCCUAAUCCCGUACCUCGAUCUCGGAGAGCGUGUAAAUUUUUUGUUGUUUGCACUCGAUUCGGACACCACAGAUGUUAGAUCCUUGGGUAAAAGGUUUAUUUUGAUUGCCGCAUCACUUCGUUACCUCAUAAAAAACGCGCAACCAUCCUUGGAUACAAACCAUCUGAUCGCUUUACUGUGUUGUUGUGUUAACAUGGAGAAUGACGAGUUCCACAAAGGUGAAGAAAACACUGUAAGCCCUAAACGCUCCUCAUGGCCGUUUGACAUACGAGCGGCGCAAAGCUUUGCUCAGUGGCAGUGUGUUCUGAGAGACGCAAUUCAUCUAAAUUUUAAUUUGCUUGAGCCUGUACCUGUACCAUUUAUUCAUAAGACAUUCAAUGGAAGAAUGGCACAAAAACUGCUUGAAAGUUUGCAACGUGGUCGACAACCAGAGCAGCUUCUUCCAGGUUUCAAGCUGUUUCGCUUGUUUCAUAGGCUUCGUCUUGCGGUAACCAGUGGCCUUUUAGAAAAGAUGGUGAGUGUAAAGAACCACGGAGACAAGAAGAGAGUGAGGAAGACUUCUAAGCAAAAUGCCGCGUCGAGAGAAACAUCAUCUGCUGACGAAAUGCCAGGAAAUCGUUUUUCUGUUCUGUGCAAUGUUGAAGUUCAACGGUGAGAAGGGGAAGUUCCAUUAACGAACGAGAACAGUGUCGACGGUUUCUAGGAAACAUGUUGCCAGGCAACGCGAGUAAUCUGCUGACGUUACUUCUAGUUGAUGUGACUACAUGUCAGAAUUGCUUGAUAUACUGCAAAGAUCGCUUCGCUCUUUCAAUGAAAAUUACCCAUGCUGUUUUCUACUUUUUAGAUUGUGUACAAGGUAACCAAUUGUUGAUCUCAUUUUUUAAUGUUCAGGAAGAAAAUAGUAUGUGAAUCAUGCUUCACGUCGAAUGAUAACUUGUAGGCAAUUCUCAUUCAUAAAUAUGCCGCAGAAUUCCGGCGGAAGCUAGUAACGUAACGUCAAGCUAAGUUUCCAGGUGCCAUAUCUCAACUCCAAAGAGCGCAAAAGAUGCUUCUAAGUUUGGAAUAACAAUUUUCAAAAGAAAGAUAUUAAUUUUUUGCUUAUUGAACUAAACAAACCUGUUAAAUUCUAGUGGAGACUGGCUGCUUAUCUUCCUACAAGUAAUCCGGCAAAACAUCAAACGAACUUCCGGCAGAAUUCGAAAUCUCCUGACUGAGCAAUAAUUCUUCAGACUCAGUGAAUAUUGUUAAAUAAUCUCCCGGCUCGAAUUCGUCUUGAGGAUUAUUUAACAAUAUUUACUUCACCUUCGGCGAAUAUUUGUUAAGUAAACCCUUUCACGAAUACCUCUAGCUUAAAUAAAGUUUUAGAAGUACCUAA